Parathielavia appendiculata is the source of this 1167-nucleotide messenger RNA. RefSeq lists its product as uncharacterized. The transcript is spliced from 2 exons. The record is from RefSeq and is a predicted model, not a curated record. Lineage: Eukaryota; Fungi; Ascomycota; Sordariomycetes; Sordariales; Chaetomiaceae. The annotation marks the transcript as partial.
AAAAAAGGGGUCAAACUGGUUGCUUGGAAAUUUCUCAAUGGCACGCUGCAAACCGAGAUCUGGCAGUCCCUGCAUCAACGCUUGUCGAGUCCACCAUGUUUACUGGGACGACCUUUGAGCACUCAGACGCCGUUCUGGGCGGGUGUGAGGAGUGUCCUGGUCAAGUCGCGGGAAUUCAGGGCUGUAGACAGACACUCGCUUCUUUCCGUCGACAUGAGGUUCUUUUUUUCACUCAGUGCCCUGUUGCUGGCCUUGUUUUCCGCUUCUCAAGUCAAUGCCGAGAGCGAACACGCACAUGCUGCCGAGCGCGUCUUUGCCUACUUGCUCUAUCGCCUCGAGGCCAUGGCUUAUCCAAAUCUGCCCUUCAACUCCAAGAAAAUCUGGGUUGCGACCGACUGCGUCAGGGGCAAAGCUCGGCGGUGCAGCUUCAACGAGUCCAUGACCUGGAUUAGCAAAGGCGAUAGAUCCGGCACGCCAGGCUACUACGAGCUGUCGACUCACAACCUCAGUCCUACCGCCUCCCCCGCAGAGUUGAAGACGGUCAUCAACACUCUGACCACCAGGCAAGACCUGCGGGACCUAGUCAAGGACGACUUCUGCGUCGCAAACGUCAUUGGGGAAGUUGGAGGGUUCAAAGGGAACGGGUAUGCCAAGCUCUAUUCUCAAAAGUACGACCAGUUUUCCCUCUACGUCAAGGAGGCCAUGGACGAGCUGCCCGAGGGCGAUAACAAGGAGGCGGCCAAGAAGGUGUACGGCACUUCCAGGGAGCUGUCGGCCCAGAUCAUCACGCUGCGGCGCGGGGCCACGUCGGCGAAGCUGUACGAGGAGCUCAAGGGAGUGUUCCCUGAGACGCAUCCGAGCAACUAUUACAAUUACGUCGAGAAUGGCGUCACCAAGAGGCGGGAUCCCAUCAAGUGGGUGACAGUCCAAAAGACAUGGGGCACGCACUCCUGGCGCGAGGUGGACCUGGCCGCCACCAAGCAGGCAAACUUGGCGACGCGGACGGCCAUCGAAACCGACAUCGACAAGCGCAUCCAGAUGUUCCAUGCCGACAACCCCAGGCUGAUUACAUGGAACCCUACUUACCAGAGGUCCAACCAGAACCACCAGGCGGUUAUUGACCACAUGAAUGAAAUGCGCAAGCAGGGCGGUUGGAGCGACUGCUGA